Molecule: messenger RNA, 1200 nt
Organism: Aspergillus fijiensis CBS 313.89
Lineage: Eukaryota; Fungi; Ascomycota; Eurotiomycetes; Eurotiales; Aspergillaceae
Product: CFEM domain-containing protein
Exons: 4
Coding region: 311-1060 (249 amino acids)
Source: RefSeq, a predicted model, not a curated record
AAUAAGAAAGAAAAAAAAAAACAGUCUCGAUGCGGCCAACAACAGAAAGAAGGAAAAGGAAAGCACUUCAGGCAAUGAAUGAUUUGCGCGCUCUUUCCCACCUCCUCAUAACUUAAAUCGGCUCAUCUUCCCUCUUGUUGCCUCUCACUUCUUUUCCUUCUCCCUUCCACAUCAACCAUCGUUCCGUUCCACAACACUCGUCUUCGUGCUCCGCGUCGAUCACUUCGUUGAUACCCCCUCUUGUUUGCCUCCCAUCGCUUCUUUGAUCUAUCCUCAUUCUUUGCGCGUGCCAGCUCUCUAUCACUUCAAAAUGAAGACUUUCUCGCUUUCCAUGGUGCUGUUGGCUGCUGCCAACCUUGCCAAUGCUGCUAUCUCCGUCAGCGACUGCGCACAAAUGUGCGUCAACAACAUGAACAACAAGGCUUCCGAGUUGGGUUGCUCUAGCGGCGAUCUCAGCUGCUUGUGUAACAACGUCAACUACAGCUAUGGUAUCCGCGACUGCACUGCGCAGGCCUGCCCUGGUGACAACGCUGCCGCUGUGCUGUCCACGGCUCUGGCUUCCUGCCCUAGCUCGACUAGCGGCUCUAGCUCGGGCUCGUCGGCCACCGGAACUGCUUCUGGCACUGCCUCUGGAACCACCACUGGCGUUGCGGGCGUCUCGACCAACUCUGCUUCGACCUCCAGUGGCAGCGGUACCACCAGCGGUACCUCCAGCGGCACGGGUGCGGCUACCACCACCACCGUGACUACUGGAACCAACUCUGGUACCACCAGUGGCGCAUCCACUACUUCUGCUGGAACUACCAAGACCACCAUCACUAGUGCCAUCACCAGCACGACGCUGAGCACUGCUACUCUCAGCAGCACUGGUUCUUCGGCUUCUGGCACCGGUUCUUCUUCCACCGGCAGCUCCGGUAGCGGCUCUUCUGGUAGCUCCUCCACUGGCACCGGCACUGCCCCCGCAAGCUCUUCGACCUCCACCGGCGCUGCCUCUCAGUUGAACGUCGCUGGCAGCGGUGCUCUCGGUGCUUUCGGACUUGCUGCCAUGCUUCUCAUCUAAAUGAACGAUUACGAUAGGUUGGUCGCUUAAUCUUGGCUGCGGUCGCGUCCAGCAUCGAAGCACAACUUUGACUCGGGUGUAUCUCACUAUUACGGUUUAUGACUUGUGAUGUUUCUAAUGCGGCUUGUAUAUUCUAAUAU